Messenger RNA from Cotesia glomerata, 518 nucleotides. RefSeq names its product U6 snRNA-associated Sm-like protein LSm5. The record is from RefSeq and is a predicted model, not a curated record. Gene Ontology annotation, biological process: mRNA splicing, via spliceosome. Gene Ontology annotation, cellular component: U6 snRNP; Lsm1-7-Pat1 complex; U4/U6 x U5 tri-snRNP complex. NCBI's taxonomy places the organism in Eukaryota, Metazoa, Arthropoda, Insecta, Hymenoptera, Braconidae. Bases 152 to 427 code for a protein of 91 amino acids. The transcript has 3 exons. Gene Ontology annotation, molecular function: RNA binding.
CAACUCUGUGUACAUUGAAUUUCAUGUUUACUUGUAUUUUUGGUAAUUAUUUACUCAAAAAUAUAAUCAACUUUAAUUAAAAUAACAAAAUUUUAUUACAACAAUAAAGUCUAUAACAAUUAUAAGAAAUUACGUUAAUAAAAUAUCAAAAAUGACGAGUUCGGUAACUACAAACCCAUCAACUUUAUUGCCAUUAGAAUUAAUUGACAAAUGUAUCGGCAGCAGAAUUCAUAUCAUUAUGAAGAAUGAUAAAGAAAUUGUUGGAACCUUGCAAGGAUUCGAUGACUUUGUUAAUAUGCUCCUGGAGGAUGUUACAGAAAGUGAAGCUACCCCGGAAGGUCGUAGAGUUACAAAGCUUGAUCAAAUUCUUCUUAAUGGAAGUAACAUUACAAUGCUGGUUCCUGGAGGAGAGAUGCCAGAAACAUGAAACAAAAACACUUCUAUUCAUUUAAUCCUUACCAAUACUUAUAUAAGACUUUAAUAAUUAGUUUCCAUAAUAAAUUUUUCUUGAUAAAUUA